AUGAGUUUGAACGCCGACGGAGGGCAGGCGACGCUAUCGGAUCUCAAAGAAGUGCUAAAAGAUACGCUGGCGGCACGAGGCUCGCUGGAUCAGAUCAAAGCUCGAAUUAGAGCGGAGAUCUUUGCAGCGCUGGAUGAUCAGGAUGUUCCGAAGCCGAAGCUGUCAAAUGAAAAUCUGAUCAUCAACGAGCUCAUUCGUGAGUAUUUCGAAUACAAUGGUUAUCGACAUGCGCUGUCAGUUUUCUUGCCAGAGUCCGGACAGCCAGCUGAAAAACCAUUCGAUCGGCAGUUCUUGUCGAACGAGUUGAACGUCACGGAGGAUCCGCGAUUCACGCAUGUUCCUCUGCUUUACAGCAUUGUCGCGAGUUUGCAGCAAAAACGAAAUCAAGAACAGCAGCGAGAACGUGAUCUCGACGUCGAGCAUCAGAUUGAUCAGUUUGCAGCGAUGCCGACGCACGACGAUCAUGAGCGGCGUAGUUUUGACGAGGAUCAAACACACCAAACAAGAGUCGACGGGACCAAGGAGCCCUCACCUGUGAUAUUCAGGAAGUAA
Messenger RNA from Phytophthora nicotianae INRA-310, 552 nucleotides. RefSeq lists its product as hypothetical. Gene Ontology annotation, molecular function: protein binding. Gene Ontology annotation, biological process: microtubule anchoring. The transcript is spliced from 8 exons. The record is from RefSeq and is a predicted model, not a curated record. Bases 1 to 552 code for a protein of 183 amino acids. NCBI's taxonomy places the organism in Eukaryota, Oomycota, Peronosporomycetes, Peronosporales, Peronosporaceae. Gene Ontology annotation, cellular component: microtubule organizing center.